AUGUCUAUGCAUUUAUUAAUUCCAGAUGAACAGUUCCCUCUUGCAUUUCGUUCAGUGGAACACAGAGAAGGCAACAUUUUGUUCAAUGUAUCAUCGUCUAUUAUCCUCCUGGAAUACGGAGAACGUAAAAUUAGUGAGAAAGUGUGGUUAUCUUUUGCACAGAGCAAUUUUCUAGUUUCCCUACAUUUACUGCUUAAGAAAAUUGUUGCUUUCAGAGAACGCGAAGAGCUUCCUCCACUUCACUCCAACAGGCAGCUGAUCCUUCUCAACACGCAGAACAAGAUCAACGGAUACACAAAAAUCAAGCGCGCCUACACCACCCCACCUCCAGAAGUGUACAGUCCCCGUGACUACAACAUCACAAUUCCUCCCCCAAAUACCAACGCCGUCGAAGGGAACGGCGUGUACGUCUUCGAAUUGAACUCAGUUGUAGAUGUGAUUCUUCAGAAUGUGAAUACUCUGAAUGUCAACAAUUCAGAGAUCCAUCCAUGGCAUAUGCAUCGCCAUGAUUUCUGGAUUCUUGGACAUGCAGAGGGCGUGUUCGACCCAGUGAAGGACCCUCAAAACUACAAUAUGGUCAAUCCUCCGCUGCGCAACGCAGUAGCUGUGUAUCCAUACGAAUGGACGGCCAUUUGUUUUAAGGCCGACAAUCCAGGAGUAUGGGCUUUCCACUGCCAUGUGGAGGCCCACUUCUUCAUGGGUAUGGGAGUGAUUUUUGAAGAGGGAAUAGAGAAAGUCGGGAAGUUGCCCGCUGCAGCGAUGGGAUGUGGGCUCAUCAAGAAUAAAAUUCACAUGCACAACUGA
This is a messenger RNA of Cryptomeria japonica (Japanese cedar), 804 nucleotides long. Its product is annotated as L-ascorbate oxidase-like. The transcript has 4 exons. The coding region runs from base 1 to 804 and encodes 267 amino acids. The record is from RefSeq and is a predicted model, not a curated record. Gene Ontology annotation, molecular function: oxidoreductase activity; copper ion binding. Lineage: Eukaryota; Viridiplantae; Streptophyta; Pinopsida; Cupressales; Cupressaceae.